AAAAAACCAAAUGAAUCUGUCGAACACAUUUUAUCCUUUUCCCCUGCCUGUAUGCCUGCCUGCCUGCCUGUUGCCUUGUCCAGUCACCAACCCACCGUCCCAUCCAACGAUCCAUCCAUCCAUCCGUUGAUUCAUCACCGAUCAGCCGCCGGCCUCUACCUGUCCCUGCCACUGGUUGAGCCACUCCAUGACUCGCUGCACAUUGGCAUCCAGGUGCUGCAACGAGUCAUUCCACGCCUCCAUGACCGCAUCCGCGCCGAAGUGCUCUUUGGCCUCGUCCAGCAGCACCUGGAAUAUCUCACACUCAACGUUCUCCUGGAUCUUUCGCUCGGGGUAACUCCGCCGCUCCAGCCGCCCGUACAGCACAGACGUCUCGGUCCGCAGAACCACCACCAGGUCGAACCAGUCGACAGGCAGAAAGUCGCACGAGUGAAAGUCCAUCACGUGGCCGCCCUCGGGCAGAAAGUCCGACAGCUUGCUGACCACCAGGUCCUCGUCGAAUAUGCUGCAGUUCAUCUCAUCAUCCCACUCGGUGUACAGAUGCUCCUCGCGAAUCAGGCGGGCCAGCUCGACGUGAUGUAGCCCGCUCUGCUCGCACAGCAGCUGGCACAAGGUGCUCUUCCCGGUGCCGGGCGUGCCAGUCACGAGGAUGUUAGGCCGCGAACGCUGCAUGUCUUAUGGUGGUCACCGUGAGAGUCGUUUUGAA
This is a messenger RNA of Vitrella brassicaformis, 706 nucleotides long. Lineage: Eukaryota; Vitrellaceae. The record is from the annotation of a GenBank genome assembly.